Molecule: messenger RNA, 1308 nt
Organism: Sparassis crispa
Lineage: Eukaryota; Fungi; Basidiomycota; Agaricomycetes; Polyporales; Sparassidaceae
Product: Protein HGH1 homolog
Exons: 8
Coding region: 1-1308 (435 amino acids)
Source: RefSeq, a predicted model, not a curated record
AUGUCGGAAGACCAACUCAAAGAGCUUAUCCCAUUCCUCCAUGAUAAAAACCCACAAGUUCGCCAAAUUGCUCUAUCCAACCUGCUUGGUCAGACGCCCAAAGGAUCCCCUCAUCGAGACAUAUUCCUGUCCGGGUUGCCAGCAGGGGGCCUACAACGAGCUCAAGACAGCGAUGUAGUAAGGGAUCUAAAGCUCUUAUGUCGCGAUCAGCUGGCAACUGCUCACGAUGCCUUUCGUGCACUCGUGAAUCUUUCCGACAAUUCGCUACUAGUCGGAUCCCUCUCAGAGCCGUCAUUUUUUGGGUUUCUCGUAUCUUAUAUUCUUAAUUUCCAAUCCACUCUAGCAGACCUUGCCUCAAUGCUUCUCUCAAAUCUGACGGUAUCGGCGGCCACAUGUUCAGCACUACUAUCUCUCAAUGUGUCUAUGCUACCCGACCCAAAAUCUCCAAUCAUGUAUUUCCCUGUGCAAUCUCGCUGCGGGACGUGUCCAGCUCCUGUACCUUACCCUCCCGGAGAACCUCAAGAUGUACUAGCCCUACCUUUACUCGUCGACGCAUUUGUACAAGGCGCAGUUGCGGCUGAAACCGAAGACGUGGACAAGCGACUGCGCAGAGGUGAUCUGCAUUUCCUAUCCAGUGUAUUCGCAAAUUUGAGUAUCACUACUCCUGGACGAAUGUUUUUCAUGACACCCAGACCUGCCGACCCAACCAAGUCUGACGGGAAUCACGAGUACCCGUUAUCCAAGCUUCUCGUCUUUACAGAACACAAGGAUACAAUACGAAGAGGUGGCGUCGCUUCUACCAUAAAAAAUUGCGCAUUCUAUGUGCAAGCUCACCAUGCUCUGCUAUCCCCCGAUUCGACUCGUGUAACAAUUCCGCCGUCAACAUUGGAAGCACUAGGCUUAGACAUCCUGCCAUAUGUUCUACUUCCUCUGGCCGGUCCUGAAGAGUUUGACCUCGAGGACCAAGAGCUCCUUCCUCCGGCUCUCCAAUUCCUUCCUCCAACCAAAAAGCGCGAGCCAGACCCAGUGCUUCGUUUGACACACGUGGAGACUCUACUACUGCUUUCCACCACGAGAUGGGGGCGAGAUCAUCUCAGGAAUAACGGCGUCUACGAGGUCAUCCGAGCCCUUCAUGAGAACGAGGAAGUGGACGAGGUAUCGGAGCACGUUGAGCGUCUAGUCAACCUUCUGAAGAGGGAUGAAGGGCCGGAUACUGCGCAAGGCGGCCAAAUACCAGCCCUGGAGUCAAGUGCAAGGAUCAAUGAAGUUGAUGACGAUGAUGAAGACAAUAGAAUCGAGGAGAUAUAA